CUUAUUACUUUAGCUCCCUAUUGCCGUUUGACAGUUCACACCCGGCCUUACGUCAAAGUCAACGCUGUCAAAAACCAAAAAAAAAAUUCUCAGAAACCUUUACCAAAUUUCAGUGAUUAUAUAACGAAAUCCCGUUUUUUAUUUUAACCGAACUCAACAAUGUUCGCGACCCAAGCUUGUAGAUUGGCCCCCCGUGCCGCCCAAAAGGUGGUGCAGCAAACCAGAAAUAUGUCGAUCGUCACGGCCCCCCCGAGGGUAAAAAUCAGCCCUGCAGAAAAACUGAUGCACGGACUCGCCAUCUCUGUUGGAUGCCUUUUUAUACCCGCUUGGGUCCUUGUUAACAUCAAAAACUACAAGGGACAAGCAUAAGAAUUGUCUUGUAGGCUUAAGUGUCAUGUAGUUGGAUAAAUUAAAAAUAAAGUUGUAGGUUAAGAGAU
Anthonomus grandis grandis is the source of this 437-nucleotide messenger RNA. RefSeq lists its product as uncharacterized. The coding region runs from base 160 to 369 and encodes 69 amino acids. The record is from RefSeq and is a predicted model, not a curated record. The transcript has 2 exons. NCBI's taxonomy places the organism in Eukaryota, Metazoa, Arthropoda, Insecta, Coleoptera, Curculionidae. Gene Ontology annotation, biological process: mitochondrial electron transport, cytochrome c to oxygen. Gene Ontology annotation, cellular component: mitochondrion.